Prorocentrum cordatum is the source of this 1331-nucleotide messenger RNA. The record is from the annotation of a GenBank genome assembly. Lineage: Eukaryota; Dinophyceae; Prorocentrales; Prorocentraceae.
AUGUGGAGCGGGUUCCCGCUGUACUCCGAGGGCUGCGGCUCUGGCACGGACCUGUGGCAGGGCCGGGCGGCGCUGGAGCGCACGGGCGACUUCCUGCGGCAGGCGAGCGCGCUGAGCCGCGCGCGGCCCGGCGCCCCCCGCGGGCGGCAAGGGAACGGCACCGGCGCCCCCCAGGUCAACAUACUCUACGACCACCCCACCGGCGCCAGGCCCUGGCUGCAGGUGCCGCCGCUGUCGCUGGCCUCUGCCCUCCCGCCGCGGGGCGACGACGGCUGCGGCAGCUCCAGCGGCGCCGCCGCCGCGGGGCCCGAGGCCGCCUGGGCGCCCCCCGCGGCGCCUGCCGCCGAGGGCGCGGCGGCGGCCUUCGAGGAGGCAUGGCAGAGCGGGCUCCGGGCGCGGUCGCUGCCGCAGGCGCCGCAGCCGCUCUCGGAGACCACUGGCGCCGUGGGCGCCGAGGGAGCUCGGCCGGGGAGCGCCGCGAGCGGCCAGCGGCUCCGGAGCGCCCUGGACGUCACGCCUGCCGCGGGCGCCGAGGUGGGGCGGAGGGGCGACGACGCCGCCUGCGCGGGCUGCGGCCUGCGGCCCUACCUGGCGGGCGCGGUGAUCGGGUCCGCGGUCACUCUGGCGGCGCUGGCCGUGGCGCGCCAUCGGAGCGACUUGGCGGGCAGCCAGGACGCCCUGGGCGUGCUGCUGGAGUGCUGGUCGGGCCUCGCUCUGCCGGACUGCAAGGCGCACGAGUACGAGCGCGUCGGCUCGGCCGCGGACGUCCUGCGGGGGGAGCCGGAGCCCUACGAGCACGCCUCGCCCCGAGAGCUGGAGGACCUGCCGACGCUGACGUCGCGCGGCAGGCCCAGGUCGUCGUCGCCGCUCGCGCUGCCGCUGGAGCCAGCCGGCGCGGGCUGGUCCUAUGGCGGCCAGGGCGCCCCCGAGCUAUGGCGCCGCAGCGAGGCGCCGGCUUGGACGCCGCGGCGCCGCGAGGAGGCGGAGCCGCGGCGGGCCGCGGCGGGCCCGCCCGCGCCCGGCGGGUGGUCCCUGCUCUCGCUGCUGCCCGAGGCCCUGUGGCCCGCCGCGGGGCGGCCCCCGCCGGCGCGCGCCGUGGCCGCCGCGCGGCGCGGGCCGCCGGCGGGCGGCGCCGCGCCCUGCUCGCCGCGGGAGCCGCGGUGCGCCUCGAGGGGCCCAGCGCCCGGGCGCAGCCCGCGAGGCGCGGAGCCGUGGGGCGGCGGCGGCGGCCGCAGCCCGCGGAGCCCGUCGCCGGGGCGCUUCGUGGCGGCCGACGACCGGCGCUUCGUGGAGCAGCGCAGCCCGCGCUGGGGCGCUGGCCCGAGCCCGAG